AUGCGGCUGCGGCUGAGCUGGGUGUGGCUGCUGAGCUGCCUGGCCGGGGCGGGCCGCGGCCGCUUCGAGGGCCCGCUGCAGCCGGAGAUGUCCAACGGGACGCUGCACCACUACUUCGUGCCCGACGGCGACUACGAGGAGAACGACGACCCGGAGCGGUGCCAGCUGCUCUUCCGGGUGAGCGGGGGCCCGCGCUGCGCGGCGGGGCGGCCGGCCGGCCCCGGCCUGAGCCUGCGGGAGGAGCUGACCCUGCUGGGGCGGCAGGUGGAGGACGCGGCGCGGGCGCUGGACGGCCUCCGCCGCAGCAUCUCCUACGACCUGGACGGCGAGGAGAGCUACGGCCGCUACCUGCGCCGCGAGGCCACGCAGCUGGGCGACGCCUACGCCAGCUCGGACCAGGCGCUGGGCGAGCUGGAGGGCAAGUUCCGGCAGGGGCAGGAGGCCGAGGGGGGCCGCCCGGGGGGCCACUUCCUGGGCAUGCUGGGGCGCGCGCGCGGCCUCCUCCGCGAGACCCUGGCCCUCGCGGCCGGCCUGCGGGAGCAGCACGAGCUGCUGGCGCUCGCCGUGCGCAGCCACGGCACGCGCCUCGGCCGCCUCCGGGCCCAGUACCUGCAGGGCUGA
This is a messenger RNA of Euleptes europaea (tarantolino), 621 nucleotides long. It is a transcript of the gene FIBIN, whose product is annotated as fin bud initiation factor homolog. The transcript has a single exon. The coding region runs from base 1 to 621 and encodes 206 amino acids. NCBI's taxonomy places the organism in Eukaryota, Metazoa, Chordata, Lepidosauria, Squamata, Sphaerodactylidae. The record is from RefSeq and is a predicted model, not a curated record.